Messenger RNA from Pistacia vera, 595 nucleotides. RefSeq names its product WUSCHEL-related homeobox 7-like. NCBI's taxonomy places the organism in Eukaryota, Viridiplantae, Streptophyta, Magnoliopsida, Sapindales, Anacardiaceae. The coding region runs from base 47 to 595 and encodes 182 amino acids. Gene Ontology annotation, biological process: plant organ development. The transcript has 2 exons. The record is from RefSeq and is a predicted model, not a curated record. Gene Ontology annotation, molecular function: DNA-binding transcription factor activity; DNA binding.
GAAAGUAGUUCACAGAGACUUCCAUUUCCAUCAAAGAAACUCAGAUAUGGACGACGGCAUGUCAGGCUUUUACAUAAAAGCAGCAGGACAUCAUGUUAAUAAUGGUGGUGGUACUGGUGGUGGUGGCAAUAAUGGUAACUCUGGAACAAAGUGUGGGCGCUGGAAUCCCACCACCGAACAAGUUAAAGUUUUGACUGACUUGUUCAGGUCCGGACUCCGAACUCCGAGCACGGAUCAGAUCCAGAAGAUUUCCACUCAGCUUAGCUUUUAUGGUAAGAUUGAGAGUAAGAAUGUUUUUUAUUGGUUUCAAAACCAUAAAGCUAGGGAAAGACAAAAGCGUCGCAAAGUAUCGGUUGAUGAGAAGGAUGUGCUUCGCAGACUGGACAAGAUUUCUCCUAAAACACAUUUUCUAGAGGUUAAUCAUGUAUCUUCAGAUGAGCCUGAUAGAGUGAUCGAAACUCUUCAACUUUUCCCAUUAAACUCCUUUGAGGAACAGGAACCUGCGGAGAAGCUGAGAAUGCAUGCAAAUGAUUGCAGGGAGACCGCGACAACAUUUUCUCAUCCACCGUUGGAUCUGCGUUUAAGCUUCUUGUAA